UUCUCAGUACUUUUGAUUUUUCCCCUUUCUUAAAAAUCCGUGGACCUGGCGUUCAAUGAAUGUUUCUAAUUGGACAGUAUGUUGUUUGAGUUUUAUAAUGAUCUCUUAAUUGUUGUUGUCUUUUUUCGCUUCUGGGUUGUUCUGUCCGCUUCGGAUUCGCCGGAUUCCAUGUAUUCAUUCGUGAACGAGAUAGAGAAGUUUCUCAUGGAGCAUGGGGAGGGAGGUGAAGAUGUCAUCAACGAUGAGUUCUUGGCAGGAUUCUUCUCUGAUGUAUCGGCGGACUCCAGGAAGAGCGAGGUUGCCAGCCCCGAGGCGGAGCCGGUGCCCGUUGUGGUGGAAAGCGAGGCGAAAGAGAAGAGGGAGGUUUCGGCAGCGGUCGAUGUGGAAGAUGACGAUCCAAUCAGCAAGAAACGGAGAAGAUACGAGUAGUUAGAGUAUUUGCUCUUAGAGUAUUUCCAUGCUUUCUGAAUCAGGUUUUGCACAUAUAAGAUUAUCCGGCAAUAUGUACAUAAUAUUAAAAAUAGGAGUGGAAGAAUAGAUCUCCAGAAGAAUUAUGUGAAAAAAUGCCUUUUGUACCUUGUAUUGAUAUUAUCUUAUCUAUUGUCCCUGGAAUUCCUCAGUCAGAUGAGAAAUAGGGAUUCUGCCAUGAAAUCAAGGGAGAGGGAGAAGAUAUACAUUAAGGAGUUGGAGAUAAAAAGCAAAUAGCAUAUCAAAGUUUGGGGAGGGUAGCAGUGGUGGUAGUUUUGAGCAUGAUGUCCAUGUGGCUGCGGAGGAACAGCGAAGUAUGGCUGCAUUUCCUCCUCCCAGAUGAUAUCGUGAUGUUUCUGAGAUUGUGCAGGAGAUUAAGAUCCAGUUUGAUAGGGCAUCCGAGUCGGCCAAUGAGGUCUCCAAAAUGCUUGAAGUGGAAAAGCUCCCAUAUCGUCAGAAGAAUUCUGCUUAUAAAGUGUCAGUCACGGUGGUUUGUGGGCUUCCGCUGUCUACUUUUGAAAGUGAGAGUUUAUCCACGUUGCAGAAGUUGUACGUGUGGGAACAGAAGCUCCUCCGCGAAGUUGAGGAUGGAUGUCGAUAGUUGUUAUUUAGACGGAAAUGCUGAUGCUGUGGAGUUUUGCCCGCAUCAUCCCUUUCACCAUAUUCUGGCUGUUGCAACGUAUACUCUAGAAGAGGGAAAUCCACCACAUCGAUCCGGGAGCAUAUCACUUUUCUCUGCUGAUGCUAAUGUUGGGCUUGAAUUGCUUCAUCGUGCACCCACAACUGGUAUUUUUGAUAUAAAAUGGAACCCAAGUGGAGAUACUAUGCAUCCUUUACUUGCUCAAGCUGAUGCUGAUGGAUGUGUAAGCCUUCUUAGUCUACAGUCGAAGUCGGAUGCAGAAGAUCACGGGACUGCUUUGAGGGAAGUCCAUACAGAAAAAAUCAGUUCUGCCAUGUGCUUAUGUGUGGACUGGAACACAUCAGUGGGGUCCAUUUCACUUGGUCUGUCAGAUGGCUCGGCAUCUAUCGUCACUGUCAGAGAGUCCCAAUUGCAGUUAUCGCAAUCAUGGGCUGCCCAUGAGUAUGAGCUUUGGGCUACAACUUUUGAUGCCUGCCGCCCGCACUUAUUGUACACUGGCGCAGAUGAUUGUCAUUUCAGCUGUUGGGAUUUGCGAGAGAGCCCAUCCAAUUUAGUGUUCCAGAAUUCUAAGUCUCACAAGAUGGGUGUGUGCUGCAUCGCUCAGAACCCCAUGAAUUCUAAUAUGCUGCUCACAGGAAGCUAUGAUGAGUCUCUCAGACUAUGGGAUAUAAGAUCAACAUCAAAACCUGUAAUUGAGAAAUCUCUUUGCUUGGGAGGUGGUGUUUGGAGGAUCAAGCACCAUCCAUAUAUAUCAAACCUGGUAUUGGCAGCAUGUAUGCACAAUGGCUUUGCCGUUGUGAGGAUAGAAGAGGUGGAUGCUAUUGUAGUGGAAACUUAUCGGAAGCAUGAAUCAUUAGCAUAUGGAGCAGACUGGCAAAGAGGAGUGUGCUUGGAAGAUGGGUCCGACAGAGGUUCUUUGGUUGCUACUUGCUCAUUUUAUGACCAGCUUCUUCGACUAUGGAAGCCAGAGAGUGUUAUGGUUAAAUAAUUCGAUGUUGCUAAAUCCUUGACAUUCAUCUUACAAGCCAAGAAUGGCAUGUCUGUUGCUUCCUAUUCUGUUCAGUAUAAUCUCCAUCAGGUAAGUUGUUUCCAUCGAUAUUGAAUUGACAUUUUCUAUGUUCUUUCUGCUUGUUCAGCAACCUAUGUCAUCUUUAUAAGGAAAAAUUAGGGGACUAUCAUGAACUGCAAACUUCUGGGAGAUGCAUAAAAUUGUUUUAGUUACUGCCAUUUUGCUAUAUUCUCAAGAAUAUUUUUCCUUGACCAAAUACAUGUAGCAAGUGUCGGGAUCUCAAUCAUGCUUGGCAAGGCAUGAUGUUUUAAUUACAUCACGUUGUGUUUGGUUUAAUUUCUAUUAGCUGAACUGUUUUUAUGGAUCUUGAGUUACAAUUUUACGAGUUCUUGGUGCUUGUUUGGCUUGCAAUACCAUCUUCACAUGUAAAAGUAGGUGAUGAACAUAUGUUGGAAACUCUUAGGAGAAGCAUACAGAACUUAAAUUUCCUCUCAUUUCUCUGUUGUUAAAAAUGUUUGCCUGUUACCAAACUCAUGUGAUGAUUGUUAGGAUCAUAUUGAAAUUUAAAAAACCUGAAACAACUCUAGUGACCUCAAUGUCAUCCGGAGGGAGUCCUACACAAACUUUCAGCCUCUACUCUUCACCUUGGAUAUUGGUUAUAAUUGCAUUCUAAAACUAAAUGUCUCAGAGGGAACCAAUCAUAUGGCGAGCAUGUGGUCCUGACACUUGUUUGCUAUCAGACAGGCAUCCGGUCCUGAUUGUUUUACUUGUAAACAAAUGGUUGUGGUAUGUGACUUACAUUGCACUUUCUUGCCACAGAAAUAGCCUAUUUUAUUUUAUUUGUAAAAAAAAAAAUUCCAAAAUACAAUUUCAUCCUACUUGAAUUUGUUUGCUUGAAUUUCUAAUUCAUUCAUCUUCUAGCUGUAUGUUAUUUUUAUGGUUGAUAGGAUUGGGAAGCUUCGAAGAGAUUUUCUUUGAAGACGUGUGACCUUUGUAGAUACAUGGCUAUUAUCUCACAUAGGAGAAAAAACAGAUGAGAGAAAAAAGGGGAAGAAAGAAGAGUAAGAUACUGAAUGCCUGAUAUGUUAACUCCAAAAAUAUAUGAGCAAUAAUUGACAAGGUAAAUCACCUUUAGUUUAAAAGGGAAAAAGGAGCACUAUUUAUUUGAAAACAAGUGGGAAAACUCGGUGAAUGCUAACCAACUGAAACAUCCUAUGCCCAAACACAACUAGUUGGGCAUGUUGAUAGUUUUUACUCAGACUGAGCUAAAAACCUACCAUCAUGUAUAAUGUCCUUUGUAGUAAACAAUGUUACUAAAUAUGUGCCAAUACAGUUUUGUUAUCAAGUACAACUUCCAUCAUCUUGGAAAUACGUCAGUCAUGAGAUUUUUCUUCCACGUGAGCUGGCAAGUCAUAGGAGUUAUGGUGUGAAUCUCAUGUUUAGCGCUAAAGCAAGUGGCUAUUUUUAUUGUAAAUAACCAAAUGAACUCCAGCAAUUGUUUAAUAAGUUGCAGAACAUCUAUACAAUGAACGGAUGCUUGGGUCAAUGUUGUUGUAAAGCACCGAUAAAUGACGAUGUGCGAUCUGCUAUUAUAUACUCUUGGAAAAUUCUUAGCUGCCUUCAAAUAUACAUGAUAUGAUCAAGAUUGAGUGCUUGCUUCAUGCAUUAAGUAGCAACUUUGAUUGCUAAUGCAAUGUAGGGUUGUGUAGUGGUAGAAAAACUUGGCAUCCAACCCCCCUGUAUUUAUGGUUAAUUCAGUGACCAUUUGAUAGAUCAUGAGUGUUGCAUCUGAAACCGCAUAGUUCCUAAUUGAUCUACUUCUUAACAUUCUAGUCUUCAAUGAAAAUGCCAAUUGCAUGUAUCUGAUGUGAAACUGGAUUAUAGUCUGGAAUGAUACAAACAACUUAGCUAUUGAAAAGUGAAAAGCUUUUGCCUUGGUAAACUUUUCCAACUGCUCAAUGUUAUGCUAUGAACAAUAACUUCAACAUUAAACACUUGAGUAAAAGUUAUUGUUGAUAUAGGUGUAAACACUAUGCUGUCAGCGUGGAAGUGUGUAUUCGUAUACGACAUCCUUGAAGUUUUUAACCAGAAAUGUGUUUUAACCCUCAUUUUUUAGUAUUUAUUGUUUCCUUCUGCCAUAUUUCAAUGAGGCUAUUUCUUGGUGCAGUGGUAAAAGGCUUUAUUGUUAAGCGCAAUGGCAUGGGUUCAGGUCCUGGGGCAGCCUGUUUAUGUAAAAACAAUCCAAAGGUUUGGUCUGUCCAUCUCUCUCUUGGACCCAAAAUUGCCAAGAUUAUAACUUGGUAAUGGCCUUUUUUUAAAAAGAAAAAAAAAAUCCUUCUAUUGUACCUUACUUUUUAAUGUUAAAACUUGAAACUUUCAAUAAUUUUCGAUGCAUAUGCCAAUAUAAACAUGCACAUGUCGUGUGACAAAAGUGGGUUUCGGACCACAGAAUCUAGAAGCGUAUCAUGCUUGUUUGGCACUGUUUAGGCUGGUCUCUGAGGCAUGAUGAUUGAUUUUGGCAAGCUAUCAAGGAUACUUUUUCCUCUUAUUAUCUAAAUCCUUAAUUUUUUAUACACUUGGUUAAGCAUCUCUAUUAUCUAGUUUCUUUAGCCUUGUAACUGUUUGGGAAAUUAACUAUUUUACGGUUCAUUUGUUUACUUUACAUGUUCUUCCUCUCCUCUCUCUUUUCCAUUAUUAUCUAUUCUGAUGCAUGCCUGUAAGUGGAUUAGCUCAAAGUGCGGAUUUAGCUGCAAAGCCUUGACAAAGUGACCAAGAGUAUAUGAUAAUCUGUCAUCUCUCUUUCAAAGAAGCUAAAUAUGCAAUAUGGAUCAGCACGCUGCUUGUAGUGAAUCUUUCUUUUCACCCUAGAAGGCAUGCAAAGAUGCCAAAGUGCUUUAUGCUCGUCAGAGAAACAAUCUCAUCUAUUUUUUUGCUUCUGAGUGCAGAUUGGACUCAUCUAACGUUGUAUCAUGACGAAAAAUUUACGUCCGGUAAAUGUGUUGCUUUAAUACUGGUCAUGGUGCCGAUCCAUUUAUCUCUCCUGCCGUAUGAGUGGAAAAGGGUGGGUUUUAAGGUAACCCGCCUGGAUUUCAUUAAAUGAAAUCAACAAAAUAACGGUAAUGGACUGAUGGAAGAUAAAGAUGGAGGACUGAAAAGGCAUAGAGUGGGAGAAUCGGAGAUUAAGAGUAAGGAGGGAGGGAGAGCAGGCAAGGAUGAUGGCCGCUCUUCUUGCUUUGAUACGAGACGGUUGGUUCAGUCAAGGAAAAGUUUGAUUUUGAACCUGGCGAGUUCAUUUGCAUUUGAAGAAGUAUGGUUGAAGAUUAAUUUUUUCCCUCUCCUUCCAAAAGCACCACAAGCAAGUUUAGGCAAGUGCAUCCCAUGCUGAAGUUGUAGCAUUAUGAUGGUUUUUCCGGCCGGUCCAAAGUUGAUGAACCAUAUUUGGUACUAUAAGCUUGGUCUGUUGAUUUGGUGCAGUGUGUUUUGCUAAAGUUUCAGUUGAGAAAGAAUACGAAAUAAGAAGGCAAGGUACGGAUUCAGGUUGGACAUUGCAUAGAGGGCAUUGCUGUAGCGACGGCCAACCUUUUUAUCGGUUUUUUUCCUUCCAUGACUAUAUAUUUGUUGAUAGUAAGGUUUACAACUUACCACGGGAAAGGUAAUUGUACUUGAACUUGCAUGAAUGAUACUGAGUUCAACUGGUGA
This is a messenger RNA of Elaeis guineensis (African oil palm), 5816 nucleotides long. The record is from RefSeq and is a predicted model, not a curated record. NCBI's taxonomy places the organism in Eukaryota, Viridiplantae, Streptophyta, Magnoliopsida, Arecales, Arecaceae.